This is a messenger RNA of Aspergillus oryzae RIB40, 1581 nucleotides long. RefSeq names its product Siz/PIAS RING finger protein. The coding region runs from base 1 to 1581 and encodes 526 amino acids. Gene Ontology annotation, biological process: protein sumoylation. The record is from RefSeq and is a predicted model, not a curated record. Gene Ontology annotation, molecular function: SUMO ligase activity; zinc ion binding. Lineage: Eukaryota; Fungi; Ascomycota; Eurotiomycetes; Eurotiales; Aspergillaceae. The transcript has 6 exons.
AUGGCCUCUGUUGGCCAGUCAUCCGAGCUUCAAAGUGUGGUUGCUUUGGUGAAAACAAUGACGAACGCGCAGCUCAAGGAGAUACUGAGAAGUGAGGGGCUCGCUGUUUCUGGAGUAAAAGCUUCUCUUCAGUUUCGAAUCAUUGAAUUCAUUGAGAGACUCAAUCAAGGAGGACAGAUUGAGCGGUACGAUAACCUGAAGAGAGCCGUGUACGCCACGACACAUCGAUCAAUGCCACAACCUUCAACCCCACAGUCAUUACCUAGUCACCAAUAUCAUUCUUCAGCUAAUCAACCCUUGUCAACACAACAACGACCAUCGCCAUUGAGCGCGCCGAUGACGUCGCAUGGGCUCACUUCUGGUAUCCUCACAAUGCCAAUUUCCAUGUCUUUACAUUUGGGGGCCAAUUCUCAUUUUCUUCUAGGCCGGUUAAAUUUCAAAGAAAGUCCUUUCUACACUGUUUUCCAGCAGCUUACACCUGUUGUGGAAUGCAAAGUACGCGAACAGACUAGGGACAGUGUAGAACUUAGAGUGGUUCUCAACCAAGAUAUGGCUUCUAGGCUACAGGCCGAUCCGAACCUUAGGGUAAUGGUUUACUGUGCUGCAGAUACUGGGCUUAAUCAGUAUACGAAAUCGGAUAUUGCUUUCCCUCACCAAGUUGAGCUGAAGGCAAAUCUCGACGAGGUGAAGGCUAACUUGCGAGGGCUCAAAAACAAACCAGGUACGACGAGACCGGCUGAUAGAUUCUUUGUGCUUGUCAGUCUUGUUCAGCGGCAUCCAGUUGAGGAACUUGUAGCUGAGUUGAAGAUGAGGAAGACAAUCUCGAAAGACCAAGUACUACGAGAAAUGAAAAGCAGAGCGGAUGACACGGACAUCGUUGCAACAUCUAGCGUCAUGUCAUUGAAGUGUCCUUUAUCUACUCUUCGAAUCGCGGUCCCCUGCCGCUCGGUAAUAUGCACUCAUAAUCAAUGCUUUGAUGCAUACUCUUUCCUGCAAUUGCAAGAACAGGCCCCAACGUGGUCAUGCCCUGUGUGUUCUAAGGCCACCAGCUUUGAGUCAUUACAAAUCGAUCAGUAUGUUGAUGAUAUACUUCGCUCAACAUCUACAGAUGUUGAACAGGUUGUAGUGGAGCCAGACGGCAGAUGGUCAAAUCCCAGAGUCGUCGACGCUUCAGAAGCUGGUGGAGUUACUCCUGAGUCAGAUGAUGACGAUUUAAUAGAGAUAAAGGAACUUGGAAAUACGCCCGUUAAACAGGAAUCUCUUCCAGCCGCGAGUUUAUCUCUACAAAGAACCCCAGCUCAAUCACGGGAGCCUUCGUCGACAUCAUCUGUCGCUCGUUUGUCAACAAACAAGCGUCCUGCAACCCAAGUGAUUGACCUUACUGGGAGCGAUGAUGAUAAUGACGAUGGUUCCCCUGUAAGACCACCGAAGCGGCCAGCUUUGAACUUGCUAAAUCGAUCUUUACCCCGGCAAGAAUUUCAAAGUUCAUAUAACACUGCUCUAGCAAAUGGCAAGGCUGUUCCUCGUGCUGGUCAGACUAGUUCUGAGUCUGCAAGCCAAACAACUGGCUAUAAUGCAUAA